AUGGGUAGAUCAAAGAAAAGAUCAAGAGCUUCCUCGUCUCGUCUGAAUCCGCUACGCAAAGCUGGUUCAAACGGCGACAAUAAAGACGCCAAUGUCGUUAACAAAAAGCUUCAGCCUUUACUGCAAAACUUAUCGAGUGUGGUGCCAAAUGACAGAAGUGUGGCUUUAAGCUCCAUUAGUGUUCUCUGUGAAGACAGUCACAUGAGACAAUUGCUACUGAAGGAAAAAUUGGUGCAUAUCAUCUUGAGUAAACUAUUGAACGAUUCUAAUUCAGAUAUAGUUGUGGAGUCUUUUGGUUUACUAAGAAACUUAUCCUUGGAAGAAGGCUAUGAUGUGUCGAUCUACCUGUGGAGAUCUGACAUAUGGACAAGUAUAUCAAGUAACUUUGUUAAAAUAAUUGAUUCUCUAUCAGCUUUGCAAGCAGCGGAACAGCAAACCCAAUCAAAACCUGCAGGGAAGGCCAAAAUAGAAUCUAAAAGGCUAUUAUUCGAUUUCACUGAUAAUUUGCUAUCUCUGGUGGUGGCUUUAUCUAAUGGGUCCGAUGAUAUCCUCGACGAAUUAUUGAACGAAAAUAAAAUAAGCGGAAUCUUCCAAGUCAUUUUAGAAUUAUUGAAAUACGGUGUCGAGAAAUUACCUAUCAAUUUAUACAAUACCAUUCUUGAUCUGAUUUACGAUUUAAGUUCCGAAUCAUUCGAGUUUAUCGAUCAGGUCUCUCACAAUAAGCACAUAUCGCAGUUUUUAAAUGAGUUGUCUUCAGACUCUCAUCCUCAAACCAACGAAUUAACCAAGGUGUUGAUUGAGGGUAUCAAUUUCCAGUUCCUUGAUACGAAAAUAACAUAUGAUCAAUGUAACAAAAUGAUCCACUCUGUGUGUCAUUCCAUUAAUAACAUUGAUCCAGUACAGUUGAUGAAUGAUAUCAAUAACCCUGAGGAAAUUGCGCCAGCCACAAAUAAAGAUGAAACCAGUAAAGUUAUAGAGAAGAUCAAGAACUAUAAUGCAAAGCGUAACGAAUCCAUGAUGAAAUUGCAGAGUGUUGAAAUUGCCAUUGAUCUUAUUACUGCAAUCAUUGAAUUGAUUGCAUCCAAAUAUGAAACGGCGCAACCGAAUGAGGCCGUGAUUCCAGACGAGCUGGUCAAUACUCUAACAAAUUUUUUGCCUCAUGUCUUUAUGAUUUUAAAGGAUACUUUCACGUCACGAAUAUUAAUCGGUUGGAAUAACCUGAUCUGGCUGUAUGUUACACUAUCAUUAACAGAACUCUCAGAGGACCUGCUCGCCUCACUAUGGAGUUAUGUGACACAAUUAGAUAGCCAAGAUGACUUGAGUAUUAAAAUUGGUAGAAUGGGCUGUAUCUGGGCUGUUUUGAAGCUCAUCUCCUCUAACGGAGCUGCUGAAGGCGGAAAUCAAGUAUUGAAUAAUUUUCAAAUGCUUAAUAAUAUAGAAUUCGUGAAGGGAAUCAUAAGUGAACUCCAAAACAAUGAAGACUUGGAACUAAAGCAAAAGUGUAUUAACGUAUUAAGUACAUAUGCUAUGGUACAGGGGCAAAUUGAAAUGAACAAGGAAAUCGGUCAAUUCUUCAUACAGAAGUUAACCCAAUCAAACGUCCAACCUGAAAUUUUGGUGGAAAUGACAAACUCGCUUUUCCAAAUUUACGGCGAUGCAUCUUACGAUUAUAAUGAACCAAUAUUCGUGGGCGGCGAAUUUUUAUCGAUCUUAAAAGACCAAGUAGUACCAAACUUGAGACAGCAGUUUAAGAUGGUUGAUAAAAACAAAGACCCCGAGUUAAAGGAAAGGUGUCAUGAUUGUUUCACCACGCUAGAUAGUUUUAUUCAUUACAAGACUGAUGAAAAUUGA
Messenger RNA from Saccharomyces eubayanus, 1851 nucleotides. RefSeq names its product Syo1p (gene SYO1). The transcript has a single exon. Gene Ontology annotation, biological process: protein import into nucleus; ribosomal large subunit biogenesis. The coding region runs from base 1 to 1851 and encodes 616 amino acids. The record is from RefSeq and is a predicted model, not a curated record. Lineage: Eukaryota; Fungi; Ascomycota; Saccharomycetes; Saccharomycetales; Saccharomycetaceae.